CAAAUUAACGACAAAGAAAAAAUGGAGGUGCCAAAAUGGUUUUGCAAUAAUGGUCAAUAUUCAUCAUCAGCUUAUUUUGAAGAUUCAAAUUCGGAUGAAAAACAAAGCACUACUUCAACAACAUAUGAAGAAAAUAGCUCUUGCAGUAUUGACACCUUUGUGAUUUCUCCUAAUUCUCAUAAUUCUUGCAUAGCCUCUUUCAAAACCAUAACCCCUCAAAUUUCCCAUCUAGCCAUUCACAACAACAUUUUAUAUGCUGCAUCUCUCAAUGAAAUCACUGCCUUCGAUUUAAAUACCUAUGAACUUAUCGACACAUUAACUUCAUCUUUUGGCUUAGUAAAAUCAAUUGUUUUUACCAAAUCAAAAAUCUUCACAGCCCACCAAGAUUGCAAAAUUAGGAUUUGGAAACUCAAAGCCAAAACAGAAAAGCACCAUCUCCUCUCGACUCUACCAACUUUGAAAGAUCGAGUCCGACGUGGCAUUCUUCCAAAAAAUUACGUCCAAAUUAGACGUCACAAGCAAAAAUUAUGGAUCGAACAUGCAGAUACUGUUUCAGGAUUAGCUGUUAAUGAUGGAUUAAUGUAUUCAGUUUCAUGGGAUAGAACCCUCAAAAUUUGGAAAAAGUCAGAUUUUUCUUGUUUAGAAUCCGUUUUAGGCCACGUUGAUGCUAUUAACGCUAUUGUUGUAUCUCACGAUGGCGUCGUUUACACGGCUUCGGCUGACGGGGAAAUAAAAGUUUGGCAAAGAGAAAAAAAUAAGCAUAGCUUGGUCACAACAUUGAAAAAACACAAGUCAUCAGUGAAUGCAUUAGCUUUAAAUAAGGACGGGACAAUUUUAUUUUCAGGAGGAUGUGACGAAAACAUUUUAGUAUGGGAAAGAGAGGAAUGUGUUGAUUAUAUGUUGGCGACGUGGUCGUUGAAAGGACAUAAGGGUGCAAUUUUGUGCUUGAUUUAUUUUGAUGGUGUUUUAAUAAGUGGAUCGACUGACAGAAGUGUGAGGAUUUGGGAAAAGAGUAGUAGUAGUACUACUACUAGUAGUAAAGAAUGUGGAUAUUUUUGUUCGGUAGUUCUUGAAGGGCAUUGUAAACCAGUGAAGUCUGUUGCAGCAGCUUGGGAUGAUGAUGAUGUUGAAGAAAAUGGAAAUAAUAAUAAUAAUGGGGUUCUUUCUGUUUUUAGUGGAAGCUUGGAUGGAGAAAUUAGAGUUUGGCAGGUUAUUGUUUCAACUUCACGUCAGAGUUAACCAAUAUUAUUAUUCAUCAGUUAAUUAAUUAUAAUAUUAAAUUAAACUACUUUUUCAUGUUCAUUGAAUCGUGGAUAUGAUUUAUAUAUUCUCACCACAUUGUUGUUUAUGAUC
This is a messenger RNA of Lycium ferocissimum, 1353 nucleotides long. Its product is annotated as protein JINGUBANG-like. The transcript has a single exon. Gene Ontology annotation, molecular function: protein binding. The coding region runs from base 22 to 1239 and encodes 405 amino acids. NCBI's taxonomy places the organism in Eukaryota, Viridiplantae, Streptophyta, Magnoliopsida, Solanales, Solanaceae. The record is from RefSeq and is a predicted model, not a curated record.